Cicer arietinum (chickpea) is the source of this 1317-nucleotide messenger RNA. RefSeq names its product putative transcription factor bHLH086. The record is from RefSeq and is a predicted model, not a curated record. Gene Ontology annotation, molecular function: protein dimerization activity; DNA-binding transcription factor activity. NCBI's taxonomy places the organism in Eukaryota, Viridiplantae, Streptophyta, Magnoliopsida, Fabales, Fabaceae. Gene Ontology annotation, biological process: regulation of DNA-templated transcription.
CUUUCCUAAACAAACCUUAUAGUUGUUUUUUCUUUGUUUUUUUUUCCUCAUCCUCUUUAAAUGGCACUAGCCAACAAAAAUAUUCUUCAUGCUUCAAGCCUAAGUACCAAGUUUCAAACUUUUAUUUUUGAUGAAGAGACUAAUACUAUGGAGAUUAACUCUUUAAUGUCUCAUGGUGUCAAUGAUUACCAAAAAUCAAUGGUUGAAGAUGAAGAUGGUUCACAAAGUACUAAUGGUCUAAGCAAUGAUUCAGCUUCAGCUUCAGCUACUACACAUUCUCCAACUCUUUGUGGAAGUAGCACAAAAGGGUAUGUUUAUAACAACACAAGUUAUCAACUUGAUGAAGAAGAGUCUUUGAUUAAUUUCAAAGGCAAUGAGUACUAUAGCAAUCUUGUCAUGCAAGGUAGUGAAUCUUUGCUUAGUUUUCAACAGAGCUGGAUGGUGUCCAAUGACAAUAAUUUGCAAGAAUGGAAUCAUGUUAGUCCUAAAAGCACUACUAACUUGUGCAUGGUGGAAGGUUUGAGUAACUUAGAAACUUCAAGUGGUUGCUAUGGAUCCAUAUUCAAAGAGAAGCAAAGUGGUGAAAGUUCAUGUGGUUGGUUAUAUUCGGAACCAAAUGUUCCUUGUGAUGAUCAUAGCCUAAUAAACGAGUCGGCAACACACGAAUCAAUAUCGGUCUUCAAGAAGCGCUCAUCUAUGGGAGAGAACAUGCAACCUGCCAAUGCCAAGAAGCCAUGCACAAUUGCAAGUAAAACAGAAAAACAUAAGUCAAACCCAUCAAAAGAUCCUCAAAGUGUUGCUGCCAAGAAUAGAAGAGAGAGAAUAAGUGAGAGGCUCAAGAUCCUACAAGAACUUGUACCUAAUGGUUCUAAGGUUGAUUUAGUUACUAUGUUGGAGAAAGCAAUUAGUUAUGUAAAGUUUCUUCAAUUGCAAGUGAAGGUUUUGGCAGCUGAUGAACUUUGGCCUAUUCAAUGUGGAAAAGCUCCUGACAUUGGUCAAGUAAAACAAGCAAUUGAUGCCAUUCUUUCAUCUCAACAAUGAAUCCCAAUAAGAUUUUGAAUCAAAGAAGAAAAUAAAUAAUGUUAUCAUAAUUCAUGCACAACUUUGCAAACAAAGCAAGCUUUUAUCUAAAGGGAAUUUUAGAAAUUCAUAAUACAUUAUAACCUUUUUUUAUAAUUUGUUAACUUCUAAAUCAAUAUGUACUAGAAAAAAAAAUAUGAACAUCUUGUGUUUUUAGUAGUAUUAUUCACAAAGUAUCUACAUGUGCAAAUUGUACUUUUCUUUGUACUAAGUGAUGUUGAAAAGUGUUAUGAUAAA